Molecule: messenger RNA, 645 nt
Organism: Necator americanus (New World hookworm)
Lineage: Eukaryota; Metazoa; Nematoda; Chromadorea; Rhabditida; Ancylostomatidae
Exons: 2
Coding region: 1-645 (214 amino acids)
Biological process (GO): DNA integration
Molecular function (GO): nucleic acid binding
Source: RefSeq, a predicted model, not a curated record
AUGCAAGGAAUUGAGUACGUUCGCUCACCGCCGUUCCAUCCACAGUCAAACGGUCAAGUAGAACGCUUUGUGGAUACCUUGAAAAGAACCCUUCAGAAGAUUAAGGAGGGAAGGGCGUCGGAGAAACAUGCGGAAUUUUUGCAGUGCUAUAGAAGAACACCAUGUGCAUCAACGCCAGGACAUCUUUCUCCAGCGGAGGUGUUCCUAGGGCGCCAGUUGAGGACGUCGUUGACGCUGCUGAAGGAAGCAGCUAAAGAAGAAGGAACAAUGUGGAAAUUGAAGAACAGUUCAAUCGUCAUCAUGGAGCACCGUCCACUGUCCCGGGCGAAUCGCUAUGGACGAGCCUUGUACGACGUGCUAACGGAAGAGGAUGAUUUGUUCAAAAGACACGCUAACCAGAUGCGUGCAGAAAAACAUCGGAGAGUUAGCUGCGAGAGGACUGAAGCUUCCAAGAUGUCGUUCAACCAGAAAGACCGACGGUACCAUGGUAUGGCAAGGACGAUCGCCGACGUCAAUGACAAUGUCAAGGAUAGAGCAGCAACUAUCGUGCUGCCGACAACGACUAGACCAGCUCGACAACGCCGACCGCCUCGUCGAUUGCAACCUGAUCUGAAGAUGAAGACGUACGCGAUGCGUUCAUCUUAG